CACAUAUCAAGACACUUUACUCUUGUGAGCCCAAAGAAACCCUAGGUCCUCCCUCUCUCUCUCCUCUCUCUCUCAUGUGGUAAAAAAAACCAAAAAAAAAAAAUCAAAUUUCAAAAAAUCGAAAAUUGUUAGAAAAAUCGACAAAUCAAUUAGGGUUUCAAAUCGGACUUUCUCAUAUUCUCAGAUUCAAACCCUAAGUCGAUGCUCCAUGCGUUGGAUCUUCGCGAUUCGUUUGGUACGUCCACAUUUGAUGUUCUCUGACGCAGAUCUGGAAAUUUGGGUAUGAAUACGUAUGAUGGGAUUUAAAAAUUGGGGAAUUCUGGUUGGGGUGUUUGGAUUGAGGGAUUGUUGAUGGAAAAUAGCGUAGGAAAGUCUGGUGGUACGGAGAUUUCAAAGAAAGCUAGAUCUUUGGACGUUCAGAGUCUGUAUAGAGCCAGGGUUCCGCAGGUGGGGCAUAGUAAGAAGAAUAGUGGUGUGGAGGGUAAUGGUGAUGUUAGGAAGAAGGAGAAGAAGAGCAGGAAAGAAGUUUCUCUGAGUAGUUUUGAGUCGGUGAGAAAGAAGAGUAGGAAGAGUUUGGUUGGUGAUUAUGUCGAUGGGGUGAGUUCUGGCUCAGGAAAUUCAGACGAGUCACAGUCGGGUUCGAGUCAGAAAUUGAAUAGAAGUAGUGAAUUGAACAAUGUUUCUCUUAAUUUGGAUGGAAAUGGUAAUUUCAUUCGCAUCCCAAAACGUCGUCGUGGUUUUGUGCGCAGAAAGAAAUUUGAAACCAGUCAAGUUUUGAAGCAAUCAGGAUUGUCAAGAAGUAAAACUGGUGGUUCUGUUGAUCAGAUCACCAAAUUAAAUGGCAAGCACAAGAAAUUUGAGGGCAAUCAAAUUUCUAAGACGCCAAGGCCCUCUGGUAGCAAAGCCAAUUCAGUUUUUCAGGUAGUUAAGUUAAAUGGUGAUUCUGCUGUUAAUGCUGGUACUCCCAAGGUUAAGCGGAAGACCACAUUUAAUGAUUCCAAUGGAAAUAGGAACAGUAGGGGAAAUAUAUCUCGGCACGUGAAGGAGAAAGAUGGUCAUUUGGUUGUAAAUAGUGGUGAUUCAUCUUCUAGAAAGCGGCGGAGCAAUCAUAGGAAAAGGAAGGAUUUAGCAUCGGGCAGUGAAAAUAUUGUUGAGAAAAUUGAGCCUUCAGUUGAUAAUUUGAUCAAGAUUUCUGAUGAUUUCCACGACGAGGAUGAGGAGAACCUUGAGCAGAAUGCAGCAAGGAUGCUCUCAUCUCGAUUUGAUCCUAGCUGCACUGGAUUUUCUUCGAAAAGCAGAUCAUCUGCAUCACCAUCUGCAAGUGGGUUGUCUUUUCUGCUUCCUUUUAGUCAUGAUUUUGAUAAUCAAGGGGCAGACUCCUUAGCUGGCUUGGAGUCGGCAUUGGCUGAUAGUGCUAGCAGAGUUUUACGACCGAGAAAACAGAGCAAAGAGAAGGGCCACUCAAGGAAACGACGUCAUUUCUAUGAAAUUCUUUCCAGGGACCUGGAUGCAUACUGGGUUUUGAACCGGAGGAUCAAAGUUUUCUGGCCGUUGGAUGAGAGUUGGUAUUAUGGCCUUGUAAAUGAUUAUGACCCCGAAAGAGAGCUUCAUCAUAUUAAGUAUGAUGAUCGAGAUGAAGAAUGGAUUAACCUUCAUAAUGAGAGAUUCAAACUUUUGCUUCUCCCUAGUGAAGUUCCUGGUAAGGAAGAGCCAAAGAGAUCUGAUUUGGGGAAUGUACAUGCAGACAGUAGAGAAAGGGACUUGAAUAUGGACUGUGAUAACUAUACAGGCAGCUACAUGGACUCGGAGCCCAUCAUCUCAUGGUUGGCUCGUUCUUCUCAUCGGGUCAAAUCUUCUCCUUUUGGAGUUUUGAAAAAACAGAAAACAUCCCAUCUCUCUCCAAAUUUUGUGCCACCAUUGACUGACAGAGUUGAUGAUGCUCAUGGGGGUUUGGAUGUCGGUUCCUCAGAAAAUGAUAAAAACAAACCAUCUUGUCUUCCCGCGUUGCCUGACAGAACAACUGAUAUUUGUAGGGAUGAGAAGUCCUCGUUGAAAUGCACUACAAGCUCCACAAAUAACAAACAACCUGUUGUUUAUUUCAGGAAGCGGUUCCGCAGGAGAGAUGAAGGAUUGGGUCACUUGCCUGAGGACAACAACGCGUGUGGAAGUGCACCUGAAACUUCUCUUGCUCCUGUUAUUGAAAACUACUUGGACUCAGUUCAAAGUUCAGGGUUGUUAAAACUAACUCUUCCAUUUAUAGAAUCAAAAGAAUUCAGGUUUGACUUGCACUUCUCAGCACUUGCUGUCCUGAAGUACACGUUUGGAGCAGAGAACUUUUGGUUGUAUCGCACUGUAUUGCUACUUCAGUAUGGUACUAUUAUGACUACAUGGCCUGUAGUUCAUUUGGAGAUGCUCUUUAUUGAUAACAUUGUCGGGUUGAGGUUUCUCUUGUUUGAAGGUUGCUUGAAGCAGGCUGUGGCCUUAGUUUUUCUAAUCCUGACAGUAUUUCAUCAACCUAAUGAACAGGAGAAGUAUGCUGGCCUGCAAUUGCCAGCAACUUCAAUCAGGUUCAAACUUUCUUGCAGUCGAGAUCUUAGAAAGCAGCAUGUAUUUGCAUUCUACAGCUUCUCCAAAGUGAAAAAUUGGAAGUGGUUGUACCUGGAUCACAAGCUUCAGCGACAUUGUAUGCUCACAAGACAAUUACCUCUUUCUGAAUGCACAUAUGAUAACAUUAAGGCACUGGAAGGUGGAUGUAAUCGGUUAAACAUUAGUUCUGUUGGUGGGGAGUAUUCCUUAUGUGAGGGUUCACGAAGAAAGACUACAAGAGGUAUCUUGCCCAUUGGGGUUUCUAGCAAUGCAAAUAUGAGCCAAUCGUCUUCUAGUGUUGGUGUCAAGCAUGGGAAACUUCUUCCAUUUGCUCUUUCUUUUACUGCUGCACCUACUUUCUUUCUCAGCCUUCAUCUCAAGCUGCUUAUGGAAAAUAGUGUGGCUUGCAUCAGUCUUCAUGACCAUGAUUCAAUGUAUUCACUUGAGCAUUUCAAACACACUGGCAGACAAAUUUUGGAUGACUGCACUCUAGCUGAAGAUUGUUCUGAGAAUGCUUCAGAAAUCACUCCUGGGAGUAAUCUGGAAAUUUCUUUGAGGCAAGCUGCUUCUUUUGCCAAACCACGGUUGGGGACUGAUGCUAUCUCUGUUUGCAAUGAUGGUGGUUGGGUACAAUCAUCUCAGAAUUUCCAAGAUGGCAGACUAAAUGUUGCUGGAACUUCUGUCUGCUCCAAAUUUCCUGGAGAAAAUGCAGUUGACGUGGUUGUUGAAUUGCCGAAGUGCGGAUGCAAUGAUCUAGAGUCAGAAAAAGAUCACGCCCCUCUAGGCCAGUCUGAUUCCAGGUGUUUUUCUUGUUUGAAUGGUCUGCGUGUUGAAAUUCCAUCAUUUGAUCAAGUUGAAAGGCCUGCUGAUGGGAGAACGAAUAGUGCUCAAUUGUCUUCUGGUAUGGGGUGUAAUUUGAGUAAUGGCGUUAUUUGCAGCCCCAACCCCACUGGUCCUAGAACUAUGUGGCAUCGCAACAGAAAUAGUGCUAGUUCUUCAUCAUGUGGAGAUCUCUCACAUGUAUGGCUUGAUGGUAAGGCCAACUUCAUUCGUAAUGGCUUUGGCAAUGGGCCUAAGAAACCACGAACUCAGGUCCAAUAUGCAUUGCCUUUUGGAGGUUUUGAUUUUAGCGCAAAGAAUAAAACUCAUAAUCAGAAAGGGGUUCCUUACAGGCGAAUCAGGAGAGCCAAUGAGCAUAGGUCAUUGGAUGGCUCUAGAAGUUCUCAAAGAAACCUGGAGUUGUUAACUUGUGAUGCAAACGUGUUGAUCACACAUGGUGAUAGAGGGUGGAGAGAAUGUGGGGCACGGGUUGUAUUAGAACUUGCAGAACACAAUGAGUGGAAGCUUGCUGUAGAACUAUCUGGGACUACAAAAUAUUCAUACAAAGCCACUCAGUUUUUGCAGCCUGGAUCGUCAACGAACCGCUACACCCAUGCUAUGAUGUGGAGAGGAGGCAAGGAUUGGGUGUUGGAAUUUCCUGACAGGGGCCAGUGGAUGAUUUUCAAGGAGAUGCAUGAAGAGUGCUACAACCGGAACAUUCGCGCUGCUUCAGUUAAAAAUAUACCUAUUCCUGGAGUUCGCCUUAUAGAGGAAAGUGAUGAUAAUGGAACAGAAGUACCAUUUGUUCGCUCUUCCACCAUGUACUUCCAGCAGGUUGAGACCGAUGCUGAGAUGGCUAUGGAUCCAUUGCGAAUUCUAUAUGACAUGGAUAGCGAGGAUGAACAGUGGAUUUUGGACAAAAAAUCUUCAGAUGCUGAUGAGAGUAACUUCGAAGAGAUUUCCGAAGACUUGUUUGAGAAGAUGAUGGACAUGUUUGAGAAAGUUGCUCAUGCUAAGCAAUGUGAUCAUUUUACAUCCGAUGAAUUAAAAGAGCUCAUGGUUGGUGUUGGGCCCAUGGAAGUAAUCAAAGUCAUCCAUGAGCAUUGGCAGCAGAAAAGGCGGAGGAAAGGGAUGCCAUUGAUCCGGCAACUCCAGCCUCCACUGUGGGAAAUGUAUCUGCAGCAAGUGAAAGAGUGGGAGCAAGCGAUGACCAAAGCCAACACUGGCCUCUCCAGUGGAUGCCAGGAGAAGACUCCACCCAUUGAGAAACCACCCAUGUUUGCUUUCUGUUUGAAACCACGGGGUUUGGAGGUUCCUAACAGGGGCUCAAAACAAAGGUCGCAGAGGAAAUUUCCAGUUUCCGGACACGGCUAUUCUGUUCUGGGAGAUCAGGAUGGUCUUCAUGCGUUUGGGAGAAGAUUAAAUGGCUUUGCUUUAGGAGAUGAUAAGGUUUUAUUUUCAGGCAAUAAUCACGAAUAUUCAGAUGCCUCCCCGUUGCCUCAGACAUCAAUGAGGACAUUCUCACCACGACAUACUGGUGUCCCUGGAUAUUUCGCAUUGAAAACUGAUGGUUCUGAGUGGAAUCAUCACCCAAAACUUCACAGGAACAAGUCGAGAAAGAUAGAGACAUUUCUAUCCCCAAAUAGUCCACGGAUGGUGGCUUCAUACAAUCAGAGAGCGAUAGGCAAGAGAAAUGGGGCUCAUCGUUGGAAUAUGGGCUUACCUGAGUGGCCAAGUCAAAGCCAGAAGCAUUACCAAUCAGAAGGAUAUCAGAGGCAUGGCAUUGAACAGUUGGAUGAUUCGGAUCUUGAUGAGUUUAGGUUGCGUGAUGCCUCUGGUGCUGCUCAGCACGCACUUAACAUGGCUAAGCUCAAGAGGGAAAAAGCUCAGAGAUUGCUUUACAGAGCAGAUCUAGCAAUCCACAAGGCAGUGGUUGCUCUCAUGACUGCCGAGGCGAUCAAAGCUUCUUUUGAGGACUCGAACAUUGAUGGGUAGGAUGAUCUUAGGAAUUAUGAGAUGAAAGUGAAUGAAAUCCGCCAGCCCCUUCAGCUGGCAGUUGCGGCCCAAGAAUUCAUAUUGCUUUUUGAGUUGACGUUUUAUGCUGGAUCUGGUCUUUCUUUUGUCAAUGGUGAUAGCCUUGCAUCAUUUGCAAUAGAUUACAUGAAGACUGCUAACUGAUGGUUUGUACAAAGUCGGAGCAGAAUCGUUACUUAUGUCCGUUCAUGAUGCUGAAUUCUUGAAGACACUGUGCUGUCACUAUCGAUGCAAUUUUGGUAUAUAUCUUCCCAGCUCUACCCACUUGUUCUUUUUCCGAGCAGCAGGUUUUGUCAGUGCAAUGCGACGUGUGUAGUGCUUGCGCUGGUAAGGGGUGUGGAAUUCUUUGUGAGGAUUAUUGUACAGAUAUAUUUUACCCCUUUCUAUCGUUGUUCCGUUUUUACGCCCCAACUCCAGUUAUGCUUGAUAUCGAAGGACCAAUUGGCUCAAAUAAUACAAAUACGCCCCUCAGAAUCAAAUUACUUAUUUUUGCGUGAUUGGACUUUGAUACAGUUACUCGUGUACCCAUCAGAACGCCCUAUUCCUGGUAAAGAGAAAAAGGGAAUGAAAAAAGAAUUUCUGUAAGUAAUUAUCUGGUAAAAGUUAAUGCAUAAAUGACGCGAGUUUACAUCUUGUCA
Molecule: messenger RNA, 6077 nt
Organism: Cornus florida
Lineage: Eukaryota; Viridiplantae; Streptophyta; Magnoliopsida; Cornales; Cornaceae
Exons: 5
Coding region: 352-5400 (1682 amino acids)
Biological process (GO): regulation of transcription by RNA polymerase II
Cellular component (GO): piccolo histone acetyltransferase complex
Source: RefSeq, a predicted model, not a curated record